Messenger RNA from Jaminaea rosea, 1026 nucleotides. Its product is annotated as Endopolygalacturonase B. Gene Ontology annotation, cellular component: extracellular region. The annotation marks the transcript as partial. The record is from RefSeq and is a predicted model, not a curated record. Gene Ontology annotation, biological process: pectin catabolic process. The transcript has 4 exons. Gene Ontology annotation, molecular function: polygalacturonase activity. NCBI's taxonomy places the organism in Eukaryota, Fungi, Basidiomycota, Exobasidiomycetes, Microstromatales.
UCGUCUGGUUGCACCAUCACGAGCUUCGCUGACAUGGCCUCGGCCGUAAAGUCUUGCUCCCACUUGAUCCUCGACUCUAUCGCCGUCCCCGCAGGCAAGACCCUCGAUCUGAGCGGGACACCUGAAAACGCCGUUGUCGAAUUUCGAGGCACAACCACCUUUGGCUUUGCUGAGUGGAAAGGUCCGCUCAUCAGCUGGAAAAAUCCCGGAGCAAAUAGCUGGGUGGUCGGAGCUGAGGGGAAUAUGGUGAAUUGUGGCGGUGAGAGAUGGUGGGACGGGAAAGGUGGUCCGUCAGGGAAGGUCAAGCCUAGGGCUUUUGAUAUUGUGGGACCACGCGGGGGAGGAGUCAAGGGGCUGUACCUCAAGAAUACGCCCGUCGGAGCUAUUUCCGUCAACGGUGGCCACGACUUUACGAUCGUUGGCUGUACGAUUGACUCGGGGGAUGGUGACACCUUAGGGGCUAAGAACACGGAUGCCAUCGGCUUCUCAGCGAGCUCGGGCAUGCGCGUACUCAAUAACUACGUCCACAAUCAGGAUGACUGUGUCGUCGUUCUCACCUCUCAAGACACCAUCGUCGAGGGCAACAAAUGUGUCGCCUCGCACGGCAUCUCUCUCACGCCGAUGGAUUCGACCAUCAACGGCUUCCUCGCCCGCAACAACGUCAUCGAGGGCGGCGACUGUGGACUGCGCAUCAAGGCUCAGACUGGAAUGCGAAGCUCAGUGAGCAAUGCCUCCUUCGUCUCCAAUACACUCACCGACAUCAAGCAGUACGGCAUCGACGUUCAGUUCAACUAUCCGGCUCGUCCUGAGGACGCCGUCAAGUCCUCCUCUAGUAUCGAGACCUCCGGCUCAACCAUGAGCGGGAUCAGCUUCUCCGAUAUCACGGGCAAUGUGCAGGCUGGAGGCUAUCCUGUCGCUAUCGUGUGCGGAGAGGGUGCCUGCAAAGAUUGGAAGUGGGAGGGGGUGAGCAUUACAGGCGGGAAUAAGUUUCCCUGCGUAGGUGCACCUGCGGGGGCCGCGUGUUGA